AUGAAUAAGUUUUUGCUUGUGACUACGUCAGCGAUGAUGCUACUGGCUUUACUUUUUACCAAAGAUAACCAGUUCGCAUGCCAAGGCACUGGAAUCGCCAAGCCUUACCUUCAGGAAGAUGUUGAGGUAGUGAACAUGGACGACAUUGUAAACCUUGGAUACAAAGCCCUGUACAGUCGAAAUCCAGGAGCGGCAGGCUACUACCGGAGCGGAGCAGACCAAGAAGUGACGCUGGCCGAAAACUUGAAAGCCUUCAGAAAGCUACGCCUCCGGCCGAGGAUGCUUUGCGGUGUCAGUCACCGAGACCAGAGCGUGAUUGUGCUGCGUGACCAGCUGCUCCAAGUUCCGGUCGGCAUCGCCCCGUCCGCGAUGCAGAAGCUCGCUCACCCCCAGGGCGAGAAAGCCAUGGCCAGAGCGGCCGAAAAAGCUGGUUCCGUGAUGAUCCUCAGCACCCUGAGUACUACUUCGCUGGAGGAAGUGCGCCAAGCAGCGCCCAAAGCGAACCUGUGGCUUCAGCUGUACGUCUUCAAGGACCGUCAAAUCACGAGGCAGCUUGUGCGGCGCGCCGAGAAGGCCGGUUACAACGCUCUCGUGCUCACGGUGGACGUGCCUAGAUUUGGGCACAGGGUGAGCGACAUCAGAAACCAUUUCAGCCUCCCGAAGCAUCUGAGAUUGGGAAACUUCAAGAAUGUAGACCUGCAGUCCUUCAACUCUUCCAACUUUGGCUCGGGACUUGAAGGAUACGCUAACUCUCUCUUCGAUUCGUCAUUGACCUGGCGUGACUUGCAAUAUCUAAAGAGCAUUACUAGUUUGCCUGUUGUUGUGAAGGGCGUCAUGACUGCUGAAGAUGCCUUACUGGCUAAAGCGUCUGGAGCAUCCGCAAUAUUCGUUUCCAAUCACGGCGGCCGGCAACUGGACGGAGUAGCUGCAACGAUUGAAGUCUUACCGGAGGUAGUCGCUGCCGUUGGUAAACACAUGGACGUAUAUCUAGACGGUGGUGUGAUGUACGGCACCGAUGUCAUCAAGGCACUCGCUAUAGGAGCCAAGGCUGUGUUCGUGGGACGGCCCGCCCUCUGGAGUCUGUCGUACAAGGGCCAAAAAGGCGUUACAAAAAUGUUCGAAAUAUUCAAGGAAGAAAUCGAUCGGACACUGGCGCUUAUAGGUUGUCGGUCAACGAGCAAACUCGACCCUUCCAUGGUUGUACGGCGAGAGCUCUACAACAACCUAUGGUGGUACAGAAAAUGAAUGUUUUAUUUCACUGUACGCACAAGUAACCUCGCAAAUAAAAACCAGAAGU
This is a messenger RNA of Ixodes scapularis (black-legged tick), 1297 nucleotides long. RefSeq names its product peroxisomal (S)-2-hydroxy-acid oxidase GLO3-like. The transcript has 9 exons. Lineage: Eukaryota; Metazoa; Arthropoda; Arachnida; Ixodida; Ixodidae. Gene Ontology annotation, molecular function: oxidoreductase activity; FMN binding. The record is from RefSeq and is a predicted model, not a curated record. The coding region runs from base 1 to 1245 and encodes 414 amino acids.